Antechinus flavipes (yellow-footed antechinus) is the source of this 743-nucleotide messenger RNA. It is a transcript of the gene GKN1, whose product is annotated as gastrokine 1. The coding region runs from base 98 to 646 and encodes 182 amino acids. NCBI's taxonomy places the organism in Eukaryota, Metazoa, Chordata, Mammalia, Dasyuromorphia, Dasyuridae. Gene Ontology annotation, biological process: regulation of cell population proliferation. The transcript is spliced from 6 exons. The record is from RefSeq and is a predicted model, not a curated record.
ACAGAGUCAUAGUAUAUAAAUACAUAUAUUGAGAUGGUUCCCCAGCACUAACUCCACGAGAUUUUUCCAAUUUGUCCCAUUACCUCCUAAGGACAGAAUGAAGCUUGCGAUUGUAUUUAUUGGACUCCUUGGAUUCCUCUGGGGCUCCACCUCUGCUGACUCAAAUAUCAAUAUCAGCAAUGAUAACGACACUAAUGAUGGUGGUCAGAGAGUGAGCAUCAACAAUGAACACAAUAUAGCCAAUAUUGAUAACGACAAUGGAUGGAAUUCUUGGAAUGCAAUCUGGGACUACAAGACUGGCUUUGCAGCAACUAGGAUCUUUGCCAAGAAAACCUGCAUCGUGCACAGACUGAACAAAAAAGUUGUGCCUGCUCUUCAGGACCUUGAAAAGAUGUCAAAAGAAAGGAAGGCAAAUGUACACGCUGGACCUUCUCCCCAAAGCCUACAGUAUCAAAUUGAACCCGAGGAAACAAAAGACCUGACCCAAUUUGGAAGUCCUAUUGAAAACAUGUGCAAGGGUCUUCAGACUUAUCAAGCUCAGGAAGUUCAAGGACAAAGCUUCUUUUUCUAUAGUGGUUCAUGCUUCCAGGCUGGUCUCCUCUGGCUUCUGAACUUCUCCUUUUGUGGAGAGACAACAGCUGUAUAAAGAAAUCACCAAAGACCUUCCAGCCAAGAUGUACUCCCUCAAACUCUUCAAAUCUUAAUAUCUCUUAAAAAGAAUAAAAAGUGCUUUUUAUUUCCUA